Messenger RNA from Drosophila serrata, 633 nucleotides. RefSeq names its product ribosomal protein S26 (gene RpS26). The record is from RefSeq and is a predicted model, not a curated record. Gene Ontology annotation, biological process: translation. Gene Ontology annotation, molecular function: mRNA binding; structural constituent of ribosome. Gene Ontology annotation, cellular component: ribosome; cytosolic small ribosomal subunit. Lineage: Eukaryota; Metazoa; Arthropoda; Insecta; Diptera; Drosophilidae.
GAGCUGGCAACUCCCUUUUCGCACUAGUUUCGCCUGGCGUGAACACGCGGAUUUCACUUGGUGGAUUUUCAAAUCAAAAAAUAAGGCAGGAUGACCAAGAAGCGCCGUAACGGAGGACGCAACAAGCACAACCGCGGCCAUGUGAAGCCUGUGCGCUGCACCAACUGCGCCCGCUGCGUGCCCAAGGACAAGGCGAUCAAGAAGUUCGUCAUCCGCAACAUUGUGGAGGCAGCCGCCGUCCGUGAUAUCACCGAGGCCAGCAUCUGGGACUCGUACGUGCUCCCCAAGCUCUACGCGAAGCUCCACUACUGUGUGUCGUGCGCCAUUCACUCCAAGGUGGUGCGCAAUCGGUCUCGCGAGGCCCGUCGCAUCCGUACGCCACCACUGCGCUCCUUCCCCAAGGACAUGGCCCGCAACAACCAGAAUAGGAAGUAGAUAUUUGGUCCCUAAAUAGCUGAAGGAAUAAGUAGGAACACUGGAUGCAGCAACAUCGACAUGGACUCCACCAACACGUCCAUCUAGAGCCGGGUUUCCUUCAUGCAAAUUGUAUUUGGUUUUUGUGGAACGCGGCGAAGCGAAGAAAAGCAGACGAAAUAUAUUGAUGCAUCCAGUUUUUUUAUAAUUCGAAAUAAA